Fraxinus pennsylvanica is the source of this 1113-nucleotide messenger RNA. The record is from the annotation of a GenBank genome assembly. Lineage: Eukaryota; Viridiplantae; Streptophyta; Magnoliopsida; Lamiales; Oleaceae.
AUGAGUGAAUGGUACGAAUUCCGGUCAUUGAGUAUCCCUAGUGGAUGGUCUGCCAGAAGUGGUUUCGCUGUGAAUCCUUAUGCUCCGGGGCGAGACCCUUGUGGUUCAAGUAGUGGAUCUGCAAUAUCUGUGGCAGCAAAUAUGGUUACAGUGUCAUUAGGUACUGAGACUGAUGGCUCCCUCAUAUGCCCCGGGGAUCAUAAUUCUGUCGUAGCUAUAAAGCCCACCGUAGGACUCACUAGUCGAGCUGGUGUUAUUCCUCUUUCACUCCGGCAGGACACGAUUGGGCCCAUAUGUAGGACAGUUUCUGAUGCUGCUUAUGUGCUUGAUUCGAUUGUGGGUUUUGAUCCAAGAGACUCUGAAGCAACGAAAGCAGCAGCCAAGUUCAUUCCUGCAGGUGGCUAUAAACAGUUCCUCAAUGAAGAUGGGCUCAGGGGAAAGACAGUGGGCGUGGUAAGAAAACCAUUCGCAGACCUUUCAAAUACGUCUUUAGCAAGUCAAGUGUUCGAGGAUCACCUCCAAACAUUGAGGAAACGUGGUGCAACAAUAGUUGAUUAUCUAGAUAUAGCGAAUAUUGAUGUCAUCAUGAACCCUGUGCUAUGUGGUGAGGCGUUGGCGUUGCUGGCCGAGUUCAAGCUAUGCAUAAAUGAAUAUCUAAAAGAACUGACUACUUCUCCAGUGAGGUCACUAGCUGACAUCAUAGCCUUCAAUACAAAUAAUCCUGAUUUGGAAAGAAUUGAAGAGUUUGGUCAAGAAAUUUUUCUUGCUGCAGACUUAACAAAUGGGAUCGGAGAGGAAGAGAAGGAGGCAGUCGAGAUGAUGAAGAAACUUUCUCAAGAUGGGUUUGAGAAGUUGAUGUUGGAGAACGAGUUGGACGCAAUAGUCACAUUGGGUUCGGAUGUUUCAUCUGUGCUUGCAAUUGGAGGGUAUCCUGCAAUCACUGUCCCAGCUGGAUAUGACACUGAUGGUAUGCCAUUUGGGAUGUGUUUUGGAGGACUUAAAGGAACAGAGCCUAGUUUGAUAGAGAUUGCUUAUGCCUUUGAACAAGCUACCCUGAUCCGAAAGCCUCCUCUCUUCGACUCAGUUGAAUCCAGUUGCAAAGAUGUUCUCUAA